AUUUAGGGGAAGCGCACGAAAAAUGGCUCUCUGGACACCUUACGCUGACGAGGCCUUAGACUUAACAAAACACAAUAAACCUGAAAAGCCGCCAGAUGUUUACCGAUCCAUUUCACCAUUAUCUCAUAACACAUACUACGAAGGCAGUUAUGAACCGUAUCGCGUUCCUACAUCUCAAAUAUCUCCAGAUUCUAUUAAAAGCUGGAAUCAUACACAAGACUUCUACGACGCAGAAUCUCUGUCAGAUGAUACAGAAUACCAGGCGUUUGAGCGAGACGCGUUCCAGACUAUGGCGGAGAAAAACGGCGGCAGUUUACUCGGCAAUAAUCCAAGGAUGAAGCGAGCAGUCCAAAGUACUCAGGCGAUGGAUAACAUGUACAGGAAGCAGAGGGAGAGGAAUAAUUUUGCAGCGAAACAGAGUAGAGACAGGCGGAAGCUGCGGGAGGUGCGUUUGGCGUUCCAAGUGACAUUUCUGAAGAAGAAAUUGGCGGAAUUGAGAGCCAGGCUGGAUGGGAGCGUGUGUGGACACUGCGACAGACAGUGUAUGUGUUGA
Messenger RNA from Colias croceus (clouded yellow), 553 nucleotides. RefSeq names its product protein giant-like. Gene Ontology annotation, molecular function: DNA-binding transcription factor activity. Lineage: Eukaryota; Metazoa; Arthropoda; Insecta; Lepidoptera; Pieridae. Bases 23 to 553 code for a protein of 176 amino acids. The transcript has a single exon. Gene Ontology annotation, biological process: regulation of DNA-templated transcription. The record is from RefSeq and is a predicted model, not a curated record.